Messenger RNA from Oncorhynchus masou masou (cherry salmon), 6732 nucleotides. Its product is annotated as patatin-like phospholipase domain-containing protein 6. NCBI's taxonomy places the organism in Eukaryota, Metazoa, Chordata, Actinopteri, Salmoniformes, Salmonidae. Gene Ontology annotation, molecular function: phosphatidylcholine lysophospholipase A1 activity. The record is from RefSeq and is a predicted model, not a curated record. Gene Ontology annotation, cellular component: endoplasmic reticulum. Gene Ontology annotation, biological process: phosphatidylcholine metabolic process. The transcript has 35 exons. Bases 124 to 4314 code for a protein of 1396 amino acids.
GGAGGAGUUAUGAUACAGAUAAUUUCCGCUAUUGGUGUUAUUUGACAGUACUGUAAAGAUUGACGAGAAACACGCAGUUCAGAGGCCGUUGAUGGACCAGCCUGGUGAAGAGGCGGGGUUAGAAUGGGACAGAGCACCUCGGAACAAGAGGGCCAAGAACAUGCAGAUGCCCCUCUGGAAGAAGGGUUUAAUAACAUCAAGGCGUUUGUGGAGGAAGAGCUACAGACGAGCAUGAUGAUGGGGAUGGUGAUUGGUGCGGGCAUCGCCAUAAUCCUCAUCGCCAUCCUCAUCUUCUUCAUGCUGCGGAGGAUCCAGCUCAGAAACCUGCAAGCCCAGGAGGCCCCCAAGUAUCGAUUCCGCAAGAGGGACAAGGUCAUGUUCUAUGGGCGAAAGAUCAUGCGCAAGGUGUCCCAGUCCACCUCUUCCCUGGUGGGCACAGCCUCCUCCUCGCGCCCACGACUCAAAAAGAAGCAGAAAAUGCUCAACAUUGCCAAAAAGAUUCUGCGUUUUAAGAAGGAGGUGCCCACCCUGGUAGCUAAGGAGCCUCCUCCCUCAGUGCUGGAGGCCGACCUUACAGAGUUUGACGUGGCCAACUCCCACCUGCCCUCCGAGGUGCUCUACAUGCUCAAGAACGUCCGUGUGCUGGGCCACUUUGAGAAGCCUCUGUUCCUGGAGCUGUGUAAACACAUGGUGUUCCUGCAGUUUCAACAGGGAGAGUACGUCUUCAGACCGGGCCAGCCUGACAGCAGCAUCUACGUGGUGCAGGACGGAAAACUAGAACUGUGCCUUACUGGAAUGGACGGCAAGGACGGUGUGGUGAAGGAGGUGUACCCCGGAGACAGUGUCCACAGCCUCCUCAGCAUCCUGGACGUCAUCACCGGACACCAGAAGCCGUACAGGACGGUGUCGGCGCGGGCGGCUGAGGUGUCCACCGUACUGCGUCUACCUGUCGAGGCCUUCCUCUCCAUCUUCGAGAAGUACCCUGAGAGCCUGGUGCGGGUUGUCCAGAUCAUCAUGGUUCGUCUCCAAAGAGUAACAGUUUUGGCGCUGCACAACUACCUAGGGCUCACCAACGAGCUCUUUAGCCACGAAAUGCAGCUCCUGCGCCUGCUGCCCCUGUCCCCCCACCCCGUGCCUCGCACCAGCCCCCAGCGCCACGGCAAGCGUUUCGGGAGCCUGACCGUGCCCGUGGAGGACCGCGAGGCCGCCGUGAAGGACGCACCAGAUCCUGGGAAGGAUGGAGCCACAGUUCCACCAACCCUCAGCAGGACCAUCUCCAUGCCUGUCGACAUCGCUGGCAUGCAGAAGAAUCUGCGGUCGGAUUUCGACAUGGCCUACGAGAGAGGACGGAUUUCAGUUUCCGCUGAGGACGGCAACACGCCACCCACCUAUACACGGGAUCAGCGGGAGAGGAGGGUGACCGUAGACGAGGUGCCUUCGGGGGUGUACCUGUACCCUGAGGAGGACGGGGGUCCGGACAAUCAGUUCUCACCAGGACCAGGACCUGUCCCCGGUCGCCCCAGCCCUGCCCUGUUUGAGGAGGCGCUGAAGGAGCUCCUCAAACUCAUGAGGAUAGAGGACCCUGCUCUGCUGAAUGGGAGAGUGACUCUGCACCACGCCAAGGCAGGAACCGUGCUGGCUAGACAAGGAGACCAGGAUGUGAGUCUCCACUUUAUCCUGUCCGGCUGUCUCCACGUGUACCAGCGAAUGAUCGACAAGCAGGAUGCGGUGUGUCUGUUUGUCACCCAGCCGGGUGAGAUGGUGGGCCAGCUGGCCGUGUUGACUGGAGAACCCCUCAUCUUCACCAUCAAGGCCAACAGAGACUGCACCUUCCUCAAGAUCUCCAAGUCUGACUUCUACGAGAUCAUGAGGGAACAGCCCAGUGUGGUUCUGAGUGCAGCCCACACCGUAGCCAUCCGCAUGUCCCCCUUCGUCAGACAGAUGGACUUCGCCAUAGACUGGAUGGCUGUGGAGGCCGGCAGAGCCCUCUAUAGGCAGGAAGACCAGUCGGACUGCACCUACAUAGUUCUGAACGGACGUUUGCGUUCUGUUAUACGUAAAGCUAAUGGGAAGAAGGAGCUGGUAGGAGAGUACGGUCGAGGAGACCUCAUAGGAGUGGUUGAGGCUCUGACCCGACAGCCCAGAGCCACCACGGUCCACGCAGUCAGAGACACAGAGCUGGUCAAGCUCCCAGAGGGAACGCUCAACAACAUCAAGAGGAGGUACCCACAGGUGGUCACCAGGUUGAUCCACCUGCUGGGACAGAAGAUCCUGGGGAACCUGCAACAGGCCCGCGGACCAUUCUCAGGUUCUGCCCUCGGCCGGUCCAGCGUAGCGUCCAGCCCUGACGUCACCAACCCGGCCAGUAACCUGUCCACUGUAGCCGUACUGCCCAUCUGUGACGAGGUGCCAAUCAACGCCUUCAACCUGGAGCUCAGCCACGCCCUCAGCGCCAUAGGACCUGCCCUGCUGCUGACCAGUGACAUCAUCAGAGAGCGACUGGGGGCCUCCGCUCUGGAUAGUAUCCACGAGUACCGUCUGUCUGGCUGGCUGGCCCAGCAGGAGGACAUCAACAGGAUAGUUCUGUACCAGACAGACAGCAGUAUGACUCCCUGGACCCAGCGCUGCAUCAGACAGGCUGACUGCAUCCUCAUCGUGGGCCUGGGGGAACAGGAACCUGCACUGGGACAGUUAGAGCAGAUGUUGGAGAACACCGCGGUGAGGGCCCUGAAACAGCUGGUGCUGCUCCAUAAAGAGGAUGGCUCGGGGCCCUCCAGGACCGUAGAGUGGCUCAACAUGAGGAGCUGGUGCUCUGGACACCUCCACCUCCGCUGCCCCCGCCGGGUCUUCUCACGACGCAGCCCCUCAAAACUGAGGGAGGUGUAUGAGAAGGUGUUUGAGAAGACAGCGGACAGACACAGCGAUUUCUCUCGGCUGGCCCGGGUACUGACUGGGAACAGCAUCGCUGUGGUGCUGGGAGGAGGAGGAGCCAGAGGCUGCUCCCACGUGGGCGUGAUCAAGGCCAUGGAGGAGGCAGGGAUUCCCAUCGACAUCGUGGGCGGGACGUCCAUCGGGUCGUUCAUCGGGGCGCUGUACGCCGAGGAGAGGAGUGCGGUGCGCACCAAGCAGAGAGCCCGCGAGUGGUCCAAGGCGAUGAACUCCGUAUUCAAAACCAUCCUUGACCUGACCUAUCCCAUCACCUCAAUGUUCACCGGCGCCGCCUUCAACACCAGCAUCUCCAAAGUGUUCCAGGACAAGCAGGCUGAGGACCUGUGGUUGCCCUACUUCAACGUGACUACUGACAUCACGGCGUCCGCCAUGCGUGUGCACCAAGACGGCUCGCUGUGGCGCUAUGUUAGAGCGAGUGCCUCCUACACCCCCUAUUUACCUCCCCUCUGCGACCCCAAGGAUGGCCACCUGCUUGUGGAUGGCUGCUAUGUUAACAAUGUCCCAGGGUCACUGUGGCGCUAUGUGAGGGCGAGCAUGACCCUCUCAGGGUACCUGCCGCCCCUCUGCGACCCCAAAGAUGGCAACUUGCUUAUGGACGGGGGCUACAUCAACAACCUGCCAGCGGACAUCGCGAGGAACAUGGGCGCCAAGACUGUCAUCGCCAUCGACGUAGGUAGCCAGGACGAGACGGACCUCUGUAACUAUGGCGACAGCCUGUCGGGCUGGUGGUUGCUGUGGAAACGAAUCAACCCCUGGGCAGAGAAAGUGAAGGUUCCAGACAUGGCAGAGAUCCAGUCCAGGUUGGCCUAUGUGUCGUGUGUACGUCAGCUGGAAGUGGUGAAGAAGAGUGCCUACUGCGAGUACAUCAGACCACCCAUCGACCGCUUCAAGACAAUGGACUUCGGCAAGUUUGACGAGAUCUACGAUGUGGGCUACCAGCACGGCAAGCUGCUCUUCACUGGAUGGGCCCGUGGUGACAUCAUCGACAACAUGCUCAAGGACCACCGCUCGGCAGACUACAAUGAGACCAAGACGGACUCCUAUACGUGUCCAGGGUCAGACUUCACUGACCUGGCUGAGAUCGUGUCCAGGAUUGAGCCGGUCCAGACCUACGUCGAUCCUGACGCUGCUGAGGCGGGGGAUGAGUCGGACUGCCUGACGGAGUAUGAGGAGGACGGGAUGGACACGGUGAGAGAAGAGGAGGAAGAAGAAGAGGAGGAAGAGGGGGAACAGGAACUCGAUGACCUCUCCCCGGGAGAGUGGGGUCAGAACGGAGUCUUCCAUGCGGAUGAGGAGAAGUCAGUCCGCCAGCGGAGGAAAACAGAAGGUGACGCCAACACCUACUCCGAGCUCUCCGACUGCUGACAGGAGGAGAGGAAAAAUGAGAAAGAGACCGACUUUGGGUCCAAGAUGAGGAAUGAAGGAGGGAAAGGCAGGGAGGAAAAGAGAUAUGAGAUAUGAGUCAGGCUCUGUGUCCAAAAACUAAGGAGAUGAAAGUUGGAUGUCCGGCAAUUUCUACAGCUACUGUAGCUCAACAAAUACUUAUUUAUCCCAACUCUAAUCUACCACACCUGAUUCUAAUAAUUAGCUGGUUUAUCAAAUAAAUCAGGUUAGUUACAUCAAGGGUUGGAGUGAACCUACAUGAGCACUCUCCAGGAACAGUGUUGGAGAGCCCCACUCUAACCCCUGACCCUUAACCCGUAAGCCAUUGGACUACUGGUGUCCAGUGUGACUUGAACCAUGAAUGGACCCUCUCCAAUCUGAAGAUGGACUCAACUGGGACCCCUCCACUCUCUCCCUCCUGCCAAAGCUGAAAUCCUUUUAUUGGGGUGACUAAAGUGUGUCCCCCAUACCACAGGGAACACAUUAGUACUUGGUUGAAGUUAAAAACUUAGUCUCUUUAAGCUUUCAGCUCCAAUGCUUUGGCCCUAUUCAGACUGUCUGACUGCAUGUCCUGUCUGUCCAUAAUCAGGAUAGGUUCUUAUUGAUUGUUCUCUGUUAAAACACAGAUGGGUAUUACGUGGUUGGAAAGGUGUGUGUGUGUGUGUGUGUGUGUGUGUCAUUACAAUUUAUUUGCUAGUAGUAGUAUUGAUGUUGAAUGGAGAGAGAUAUGUAAAAGGCUGAUAAUGAAAGAGGUGCAAAACCGCUGACGUGCACAAACAGUAGAAAGACUGAUGUAUACUGAACAAAAAUAUAAACACAACAUAGUAAAACUUUUCAAAUUGUUGUGAGUUCAUGUAAGGAAAUCUGUCAAUUGCAAGUCAUUAGGCCCUAGUCUAUGGAUUUCACAUGACUGGGCAGGGGAGCAGCCAUAGGUCCACCCACUGGGGGGCCAGGACCAGCCAAUCAGAAUGUGUUUUUCCCCACAAAAGGGCUUUAUUACAGACAGAAAUACUCCUCAGUUUCACCAGCUGUCAGGGUGUCUGGUCUCAGUCCCGCAAGUGAAGAAGCUGGAUGUGCAGGUCCUUGACUGGUGUGGUCUGUGGUUGUGAGGCCGUUUGGACGUACUGACAAAUUCUCGAAAACAACGUUGGAGGUGGCUUAUUGUAGAAACAUUAACAUUUUAAAUUCUCUGGCAACAGCUCUGGAGGACAUUCUUGCAGUCAGCAUGCCAAUUGCACACCCUCAAAACAUGAGACAUUUGUGGCAUUGUGUUAUGUAAUAAAACUACACAUUUUAGUGGCCUUUUAUUGUCCCCAGCACAAGGUGCACCUGUGUAAUGAUCAUACUUUUUAAUCAGCUUCUUGAUAUGCCACACCUGUCAGGUGGAUGGAUUAUCUUGGCAAAGGAGAAAUGCUUGCUAACAGAGAUUUAAACCAAUUUUUGCACAAAAUUUGAGAGAAGCUUUGUGUGUGCAUAUUAAACAUUUCUGGGAUAUUUUAUUUAAGCUUAUGAAACACCUUACAUGUUGCAUUUUAUAUUUUUGUUCAGUGUAUAUUAUUGGAAGAUGAAGUAGGGAGAUGAAAAUGUGUAGAGGAGAGGUGUGUGUGUCAUUGGUUUCCACCAUGCUUGCUACCACUGUAUUCUGCUUGUUCCAAGCAGAGGAUAACAAUGCCUUUUUAACCUGAAUUUAACCGUUUAAAAACGAUGGAAGGGAGACUGCCAAUGGACUCUUUUAGUAUAGAAACCACCCUCUCCCUACUUGCCUAAUGCUUGCAUGGGGUCCUGUGUACUCCCUAACCAACAAGUGUCAAACUCAUUCCACGGAGGGCCAAGUGUCUGGGUGGUUUUCGCGCCUUCCUUUUACUUGAUGAAUUAAGGUCGCUAAUUAGUAAAGAACUCCGUUCACCUGGUUGUCGAGGUCUUAAUUGAAAGGAAAAAACAAAAACCCACAUCAACUAGGUCCUCCAUGGAAUGAGUUUGACACCCAUGCCCUAACCUCUCAAAUGGUCACAGAGUAACUUAGUCUAAUCUUAGUAAUAACUAUAUAUACACACUAUACCUACUUUACACCUGUUAAUACUCAUAUGUAUAUAAUAAAUACUUUCUAUGUCAAUGUUUUUCUGCUGCGAAACUAGGACUCUUUUCGCCUGAGAGAUGUCCUUCCUAAAUCCAUUCAAACGUGCACAGAAUUUUUUGUUGUUGCCAAUUUUAGUUUUUAUUUAUUUUGUUUAACCACUGGCUUUUUUUUUUAAAUAGCCUUUUUUUUAACACUGAACAAAAUGGAAAAAAAUCCUAAUUCUAAUUACAGACGUGAAUAAUGAACUAUACUGUCCUUUCUUAUUAGAUUGUGUUUCGCUAUUUUGCACUGGUGAAUAAAAAAUAAUAUUCCUUGGUUGGAAA